AUGAGUGUUGCAUCAACAUCAAUGCCAGACAAAAGUAGAGUAGAAAGCAUUUCAACAUCGGUGAACCCAGAAUUUGGACUCUAUGCAGAUGACCCAGGAUUUGACAGUGAUACAUCAAGUUGUGCACAUGGUAGCAAGUCAAUGUAAACAUCAUUUGGGCUUAAACUUAUUAUCAUAAAAUUUACUCCCUGAACAGCUGAGUAACUUUGAAUAAUAGAUGUUACUAAACUGUGGUUAAAGGGACUCUACAGCAGUAGCGUAACAAGCCCGACGAUUUAGUCCCGCUAUGUAAAUAUUUUCGUGUUGAUCGACUGUGAAAACAAUCAAUUUCUAAAGAAAUGAAUAAUGAUAAUAAUUUUGAAUUUACAUAGCGGGACUAAAUCGUCGGGCUGGCUACGCCACUGCUCUACAGUCAUUUUUUUAGUGGAAAAGCCACCAUCACUCCACGGAGAUUCGUUUGGCUGUAUCACAUGCAGUAUCCAUGAGUAUGAGUACUUCCGCACACCGGAAGACGCUUGCAUGCCGUGAUGCGCAUGUCAAGUAGCGACAAUAACAAAAAAUGUAAACAACACUUACUUGACUAAAAAAAUACUGUAUGUACUAUGUGAACCAAUUAAUGCAAAUUAUGCAAUACAUAAUAUUUCAAGAACAUUUUAUCAAGUGCAACUCAGUAUUAAAUAUAUUAUCAUUUUUUAACAGUUUAUCCAGAAGUACAUCAGAUAAUGAAACAGAUGUUCAUUUUUUUGAAGAGUAAGGACAAGAAAUUAACCUUUGUUAUUACCUUGCAUUUAACCAUUGCAUUUAUGAAUGCCAGUAGAUAUAAGUGCUUGUAUGUAUAUAUGCAGUUCACAUAAAUCGAUAUAAGGCAAAGGUUAUUUUAGUUAUCUUGUUUCUGACUGAUCGAGCAACAAUAUGUUGUGAAUACACUUUUAGGAAGCAACUCAACAAGUUGUACGGUAAUAAUAUAGUUGUUGUUUCCAUAUUUUUUUAUGUUUUGUGGGUUUUUAAAGCUCAUUAUAUUAUAGGUUUUUCCUUUCUUUAAUUUAUAUACUUGAUAUAAAGUUUGCAAAAGAAGAGUCAUGUGUUAUAUAUUUUAUCACCAUGCAAUCAUACCGAGAACUUAUAAUUACUUUGCACAAAUUUUAGGCAGCUAAAGCAAAGCAUUGUGAGGUGAUCAGUGAGUAGACAGAAGCUAUCCAGAAUCACUUUUGGUUUUUGUGCCAAAAUUGCAAUGGUGAUGAAGAAAAACUAAAGGUAAUUGUUUUUAUUUGCAAAGAUAUCAUGCAAUUUUGCAAUGAUAUCAUAGGCUAUUUUUGUUCCAUAUUUCUUUCGGCAAAUAUCAUGAAUACAAGUACCAGUAUUUAUUUUGGAUGUGUAUACUAUGAUUAUUUUAUUUUUCAAUGCAGUCUUUCAUUUUUUAGGACAGUUGGCUUGGGGUUUUGCACCAGAUUGCUGGCAAGCAUGAGUGGGUAGAUGGGGAGUGCGAGCACGAGCCAUUAGUGGCAACUGAAGUGGACAAGGCGCACUUGAAUAAAAACUCCAAGGACUUUGAGACUCUCCGAAAGGUGAUACUCGCUACAAAAUUUCUAAAAAGUUUACCCAAAUACGUCACAUUCAGGUAUGUUUUAGUUAUGAGGAAAAUGUGAGUUUCUAAUGCACAAAGUACUGUAAAAUAGAGUUUUUUGAGUGCAUAUUGAUUCAUUACCUCUCUACUAAUCUCCAUAAUCCAUAGGCACACAAGCAAACUGGAGAAAUUCAACUCCAUGCUAUUGAAAUAUGCACGAAAAAGAGUGGGAUUCCAGUAAGUAAAUUUUCAAAUUAGUAAUGGCAUUAUUGUGAAACACUAACCACUACCGUGAAACAAAUUUAAAAAUAAAUUCAGUAUUAACCUUUCAUUAUUGUAAAAUUUUUAAUUUUGCUAUAGAAAUAAAGCUUUUGCUGGUCGAACCUAUCUCGCAGCUAUCGGCCACAACUCGCACACAUUUCGUAAAGCAACAAUUACAGAUGAUGGUAAACCUAAAUACAACAAGGUUUACAGCAAAAGAACUCAGAAUUGGAGAAUAACAGCAGUUAAAAUGCCAAAGACAUACAAUUUUUGGUCCACUUUAGCAACACGAAUUUAAAAAACUCAGAGAUCCUAAGGAGAGUGCAAAGUUGAUAUGACAAAUGAUAAUUAAGAUUUGUGCCAUUUGCUGAUUCGCAUAAUGAUUAAUAUAUGAAAUAGGAUUGAUGCAUCUAUAAGGAAGUUGUUUGAAGGCGUUUGUUUUUAUAUAUUACAAGCCACGACAGUAAAUUUUGUUGUUUUCGCAUGGAUAAUUUUCCAUGGCUUAAUUCCUUGAAUGGUUGCUUUAGUCCAGUCUUUUUUCUUUGUUUUUAAUAAUUAAAUUUCUACCUAUUUUCUGUUGUACAUUUACACCCGUUUUCAACAUUACGCGACCUCCCUGAAAAAUACUUUGCUUCAAAUGUCAGUUUUAUGUCACAAAAACUGCUAAAAAUAGCAAACGUAAACCAACAGUCAAAAAGACAUUUUAAACCGUAUUUAAUACCAAAACUGAACAAAAAUGAGUUAGAGUAACUUAGAUAUACAAACUAAAGCACAACACAAACCAUCACAACAGAAAUAUGUACCGUGAAUAACCGUAACAAAAAUUUAAACAAUUCCGUAUAAAACACGCGCACUAGACUAUAAUGGUGAUGUCAUGAUUUUGUUUGUGCUUAAAUUUUGCAAUAAUUCUCACUAAAAUAUCUUGAAAAUCACUGUAAACCUGUUUAUAUAAAGUAGUAGGAAAACGCCGAUUCUGGCUCAGUAGGCUAAUACUUCAUGUUAUACAAAUUAUAGUGGAUUUACCCACCCCCUCCCACGCACCCGAUGACGUCACUUCCGGUUUACCGCAAACAGCCUUGUUCGAACUUGCCUGGAACUAUGACGUCACCGCCAGCCCCCCGCCGCCCCCACGCUUGGGGUAGUCUAGCCGCCCCCACGCUUGGGUCUAAGUCUUCCCUAAGUCUUCCCUAAGCCUACCCUAAGUCUUCCCUAAGUCUUGCCUAAAUCUUCCCUAAGCCUUCCCUAAGCCUACCCUAAGCCUACCCUAAGCCUUACCUAACCCCACCCAAAACCUACCCAAAAACUCCACCACGCAUGCGCAAACCCCACCGCCCCUCGUCUUGGGAAGUCUUCAAUAAGUCUUCCAUUGCGCAGAUCUGGAUCGUGUGAUAUAUGACGUCACUUCCGGUUGAAAGAAAAAAAAGUUGAGUCAGCAGUUUUUGAAAAAAAAAUUGUAUAUAAUAAAAAAGGUAUCAUUUACUUCUCUUGUCCACAGACCCUUGAACCUUGGACCAGUCAUCUUUCCUAUUUCCAAACCCUUUGGGUUUGAAAAAAGGCUGAAUCAGCAUUUUUGAAAAAAUUUUUUUCUUCUAUAUAAUAAAGGGAAAGAUGACUGAAGGUUAUAGGAAAGUCACAGACAGAAUAAGAGGGUGGUACAACUGGCUAACCACCCACGUGUAGCCCUGGGAGCCAUUAGAAUAAUAAAUCAUAUGCGUAUAGAAUAUGUAAUCAAGCUGCGAGAGAAUAAAAGGCGAUAAUCAGAGAGACACUGAAGCAGAACGAACGAACUCGUGUUGAAGUAGAACCGAUUAAGGAGUGGUCUACACACUGAUAAAAUAACUUGAUAAAGUAAAACGAAAGAAAGAUACGUUAUCAACGUCGCACUUUACAUUAUAUGGGAAAGGUGGGGUCUUCAAUGAUCAAACGCUCUGGUAUAGUCUUUAGUGACUUGAGCAACACACUCAGCUGUAAACGUGUGAAGACGAAGUUAUUUGGAGAUCGGUGUACUGGAAUUGUAAGCGGGGACUGUUAUCAAAACCCUGGUAAACUUAACGAGCGUGGGUCUUCAAUGAUCAAACGCUCUGGUAUAGUCUUUAGUGACUUGAGCAACACACUCAGCUGUAAACGUGUGAAGACGAAGUUAUUUGGAGAUCGGUGUACUGGAAUUGUAAGCGGGGACUGUUAUCAAAACCCUGGUAAACUUAACGAGCGCUCUGAAAAUCGGGAUUGCUAGGACUAGCUGAAGAAACAACGGGAAGGAAUAACUCGCCAAAGGACGCAAGUAUCGUAGCUUGAGAAACAGUUAACAACAAUAGUAUAGGAUUUACACUGUGAUAGUUUUAGUUUUUAGUUAUAUCAAACAAAAUAUAGAAAAAUAUAUUUAAAUUGUUUUUUGUAUAUGAAGUUAUAUUUGGCGACACCCACACAUGCGGUUUAAAUUCGUCACACCACGUACCAUCAUUCUUCAGGAAAGGCGUGCCAGACACUUUCAACACCAUGCGGAAGAAGGUUGUAAAACUGUGUAGCGGUAAAGAGGAAGAGGAAGACCAGUGGUACGACUCAAGGGAGAACUUUAGUGAUGAGGAUGAAGAGUGA
This is a messenger RNA of Paramuricea clavata, 4420 nucleotides long. NCBI's taxonomy places the organism in Eukaryota, Metazoa, Cnidaria, Anthozoa, Malacalcyonacea, Plexauridae. The record is from the annotation of a GenBank genome assembly.